Rosa chinensis is the source of this 2389-nucleotide messenger RNA. Its product is annotated as probable xyloglucan galactosyltransferase GT14. The record is from RefSeq and is a predicted model, not a curated record. Gene Ontology annotation, molecular function: glycosyltransferase activity. The transcript has a single exon. Bases 447 to 2216 code for a protein of 589 amino acids. NCBI's taxonomy places the organism in Eukaryota, Viridiplantae, Streptophyta, Magnoliopsida, Rosales, Rosaceae.
CUUGUGUUUUUCUUCUAUUAGGAAAUUUAUAAUGGAGUACAUAUCUAUAUAAAUAAAAGUCUAGAUCGAAUAAGACCCUCUAGAAUUGAAAUUUCUUAAUAAGUUUUCUUGCGAAGGAAUGUCACAAGAUUUCAUUCAGACCCUGAACCUACUACCUUUCUUCUCUCAACAAUUCAUAAUUUCAAUUCUUUCCUUUAAAUUCAUCAGACCCUGAACCUACUACCUUUCUUCUCCCAACAAUUCAUAAUUUCUGCUAGCUUACAUCUUUUUCCUUUUCUCUUCUUGUAUGCAUCUUUCUCAGCUUCUUCUGUUAAUCUUUUUAUUGUGUUAUAUUGAUCAACUGGUGCUCUGGAGAUCUCUUGGUGAUUAACCAAUAUCAUUCUUUGUUUUCAUAUUGUCGAGACGAUCAAGAAGCAAGGAAGCUAGCUGCAGAUAGCUCUUAAUAUAUGGAGAAUUCUCAAUGGAUUGCAGGCGGACAUAAGUACCAUAAUCAACUCUGGUUUGUCCUAACAGCUUCCUUCCUUAUAUUCUUGGUAUUGAUUUGUACAGACUAUUCCUCUCUAAACUCUGGAAGAAGUUUCAAUCAGGUCACCUAUUUCGUUACCAACUUUGCAAAUGUAAUUGCUACCCAAAACCAAGAUCAACACCAUCCCAACUCUCUUCCUCCUCAAGCUACAGAUUCUCAAACAGCCGAUCAAACCAAGAGGAUCAGUAAUUCUAGUAUUACUAAUACAUCUAGUAGCACUCCUGCUCCAUUUUCUUUUGGCUAUGAAAGAAAACCAAAUAAUGUUACCAGCUCCAAUGACACUCAAAUUGCAACUGUCAAUAAUAUUCCACCACCACAGGCUAUACCUAAUACCAAGCACCAAAUCUCUGAUUCUGAUUCGUGUUCGGGUCGAUACAUUUAUGUUUAUGAUCUUCCAAAAAGGUUCAACCAGGACAUGCUCAAGAAUUGCCAUUCCCUUCAGAGAUGGACUGACAUGUGCCCUUACAUGUCAAACAUGGGUCUAGGGCCUAAACUAACUGUAAAAUCUUCUAAGAGACGUGACCGAUUAUUGGGGGCCAAAGGUUGGUUUGCUACAAAUCAGUUUUCAUUAGAAGUUAUUUUUCAUAAUAGGAUGAAGAAGUACAAGUGCUUAACCAGUGAUUCAUCAUUGGCCUCGGCAAUAUUUGUGCCCUUUUACGCUGGCCUUGAUGUUGGUCGAUACCUCUGGGGCUACAACACAUCUAUCCGAGAUGCUUCUCCUCUAGAAUUGGUGAAAUGGCUUUCAAAUAGACCUGAAUGGAAGACAAUGUGGGGUAAAGACCAUUUCUUAGUUGGAGGCAGAAUUGCAUGGGAUUUCAGGAGACAAACAGACAAUGAUUCUGAUUGGGGAUCCAAGCUCAUGUUUUUGCCAGAAUCCAAGAACAUGACAUUGUUGUCAAUUGAAUCAAGCUCUUGGACCAACGAGCAGGCGAUACCAUACCCUACAUACUUCCAUCCCUCAAAGGAGAGUCAGGUGUCUCAGUGGCAGAGAAGAAUGAGAAAGCGGAAGAGGCCAUACCUCUUCACUUUUGCUGGUGCUCCAAGACCUGAUUACAAAGAAAAUAUCCGGGAUAUGAUUAUAAGCCAAUGCCAAUCUUCAACCAAACAUUGCAGACUUGUAGGGUGUUAUCAUGGUGCAAACAAGUGUGAUGACCCUUUAGAUGUGAUGAAGGUGUUUCAAUCGUCUGUGUUCUGCCUGCAGCCUUCCGGGGACUCAUUCACUCGUCGAUCAAUAUUUGACUCCAUCUUAGCAGGCUGCAUUCCGGUUUUCUUCCAUCCGGGUUCAGCUUAUGUGCAGUACACAUGGCACUUUCCCAGUAGCCCAUCGAAGUAUUCAGUGUUUAUAUCAGAAAAUGAUAUCAAGGAGAAGAAGGUGAUGAUCAAUGAGACAUUGCUGAGAGUUCCCAAAGAUGAAGUACUAGCAAUGAGGGAAGAAGUUAUAAGGUUGAUUCCGAAAAUAAUAUAUGCAGAUCCAAGGGCAUCUGGAUUGGACACAUUUGAAGAUGCAUUUGACAUAGCAGUUAAGGGACUACUUGACAAAGUAGAGAAAACUAGGAGGGAGAUGGAAGAGGGUAAAGAUCCCGGUAAUGCUUUCUCACUACUAAACGGUACCAAAUUUGAAAUGCCUGGGACUAAGAGAAAUGCAAGGACAGUGAGAAUGAAGGAGCCUCAAAGACAGAGAGAAAGUUGAUGUAAUCUUUUCAGCUGUAGCGCCAUACCAUGUUGUAAAUUGGAGGACAAUUUUUAAUUAUAAGAUUAGUGUUCGAUUUUUUCAUGUGAUAGUACUUUUUUUGUUUUGUUUUGUUUUUUUUUUUCGUGGAAGAUACUGAUAUGAAGAGAAAAGGAAAGGACCAAUUAGCGAGU